Molecule: messenger RNA, 2631 nt
Organism: Silurus meridionalis
Lineage: Eukaryota; Metazoa; Chordata; Actinopteri; Siluriformes; Siluridae
Product: 5-hydroxytryptamine receptor 4
Exons: 2
Coding region: 192-1259 (355 amino acids)
Biological process (GO): adenylate cyclase-activating adrenergic receptor signaling pathway
Cellular component (GO): membrane
Molecular function (GO): G protein-coupled receptor activity
Source: RefSeq, a predicted model, not a curated record
CACACACAUUGGCACAAGCGUUUGCUCGCACCCAGGCGCAUCUUAGACGCAUUACAGACAUGCAACAAAUUCAUUUUUAGACCAUCCAUUCAAGCUUCUGUCCAUCAGGAAUGGGCCAAAGGAGAGCAAGCAGGAAACGUACAACCAGCUGAAUACGGAAAAAUAAGUUUUCUUGCUCGGGAAAAUUUACCAUGGCAAACAGCUCAGCGUGGACGGACCUCAGUAACAAGUCAUUCAUUGGUUAUUUGGAAUGUGCCAAAGCAAGGAGCCUGAGUCUCCGGGUAGCUCUGUACAGCUUCAUAAUGGUUGGAAUUUUUUGCACAGUGGUUGGAAACGUUCUCGUGGUGCUAGCUAUUGCUUAUUUUAAACAGCUCCAGUCACACACAAACUCUUUUGUAAUGUCGUUAGCAGUUGCUGACUUCCUGGUAGGUUUGGUGGUCAUGCCUUACAGCAUGAUACGAACUGUGGAAGGUUGCUGGAACUUUGGCAAAAUGUUCUGCCAGCUACAUUCCAGUCUGGACGUUAUGCUGUGCACGGCUUCUAUCUUUCACCUGAGUUGUAUAGCAUUUGACAGAUACUACGCCGUCUGUAACCCGCUUGUCUAUUCCUUCAAGAUGUCCCGUAGUCGCGUGGCUCUGCUAAUUGUCAUCUGCUGGGCUGUUCCUCUGCUCAUCUCAUUUGGACCCAUCCUCCUUGGACUACAUGAGCUUGGACUAGAUGUACCCUUGCCUGAGAACGUGUGCGUCCUCCUGGUAAACCGCGUCUAUGCCAUCAUAGCUUCGCUUGUGGCAUUUUAUCUUCCAAUGGCUACAAUGCUAUUUGCUUACUGGAAGAUUUACAAAGCUGCCAAACGACAAGCGAUGCAAAUCAGUGCUUUGGAAUCUCAGAUGGCGGCUGGUAUGGGCAAGAGUUCCAGCAAGAAACUGAAGCACCGCAACUACUUAAGGAGGGAAAAGAAGGCAGCAAAAACCCUUGGUAUCAUCAUGGGUGUCUUCAUCCUCUUCUGGUUGCCAUUCUUCACUGUGAACAUUGUGGAUCCUUUCAUUGAAUACCAAACAACAAGUGUGAUAUGGGACAUUUUCCUCUGGUUGGGUUACAUCAACUCCUCUUUGAAUCCUUUCCUCUAUGGUUUCUUCAACAGGUCCUUCCGUAGAGCUUUUCUAAUGAUCAUGGGCUGCAGGAUAUGUCUUCCUGGAUCAGCCCCAAGCAUGGACCUUUCUCAUUCUAAGAAGGAUACGAAUGAGCACACUGAGAAAUAAUGGGGACCUCCAAUUCUGUGCACGUGUUAUUUGUGUUAUUUGACACCAGUGGAAGCUUAAUGAUCCUGGGAUUUCAGAACAUCAUCACUGUGAGACAUCUCUAGAGAUCAAAUAUAUAAGGAUUUGUUUUGAUUGACCACUCUAGGUCACUUGCAUAAGUUGAAGUGGUCUCGAAGCUAAUGUGAGGCGCAUUGGGUGGCAAAGGCCUGAUGGCUUAGAUUGUUUUAAUUUUUGCUUUCCUUUUGAUCAAAGUCUUGUUUUGUGAAUUGCUGAAUGCAAAUCAAGACUUUAAUAGUAUAUGAACAAACAUUUUUAGACACCUGAGCACAAAAUAGGUAAGUGCUUUCUGAACACCCCAAUGUAUCCCAUUAGCCCCAUAAUAAACACACCACUCUUCUGGGAAGAAGUUCCACUAGAUUUUAGGAAGUGAAUUUUGAGAUUUGGGAUUAUUUAGCCAUAAGGGCAUUAGUAACGUAAAGUACUUUUGUAAGUUAAGGAAGCCUGGGGUGCCGUUCCAAUUCCUCCCAAAGGUGUUCAGAUUGGGUCAAUAGCAUAAACUAUAGUAUAGGGAAUAUUAAAUUUUACCACAUCCAAAGAAUUCAAGAAUUCACCAUACAACUGUGUGACUCCACGUUUCUGUUUGGGAAUCAGUGGCUGGUAAUGUCAGGUGUCCCAAUACUUUUGUCCAUAUAGUGUACCUUGUUAUCAAUUCCAGCAGCUUUACUCUUUACAACUGGAGUUGCUCAGAAAGUUAUCCAACAUAUAUAGUAUGUGCACGUACAUUGCAGGAUCUUCUUGAUAUGAAAUGUCAAAAGUACCUCAGUAGAAUGUAGACAAGCAUAAACAGUGCAGUAUAACAGCUAAUAGCAUACUGGCAUCAUGAAGGUGAAGGAGAACUGAAAUAUUUCUAAAUGUUUUUUUGUUUACUUUUCAACCAAUUAAUUGUAUUAUUGAAGUGUAUGCGGUUAGACGUAUUCGCACCGAACCAUUAGAGUACAGGGUUUUCAGUUCGAUCUGAGUUCCCUCAGGAAUGUAUCGUGUUGGACUGCGAGUUUCUUUAGACUCCACCACACACUUUGAACGUAGUGGGGGUUUUUGGAUUAUUAAACUUAAACAUAUACACAACAAUGCCAGGGGUAUAAAAACUCUAGGUUUGCGCAGUGUCUAUUUACUCCAUAGCGGAAAUAUGAAUUGUUGUAAGUCACUGCCACUUCCUGCCAUCACCAAGGUUUUUACGACAAUCUCAGCUUUAAUAAUUUCUCUUAAAAGGACAAAAUCCUGACACCGGCAUUUCGAGGUAUUGAAUGAAUGAAGGAUGGAAGGAAUGCACUUAAACACAUCUGUUUCAGCCAAAUGGGGUCUAACAAAUGUA